Messenger RNA from Owenia fusiformis, 7735 nucleotides. NCBI's taxonomy places the organism in Eukaryota, Metazoa, Annelida, Polychaeta, Sabellida, Oweniidae. The record is from the annotation of a GenBank genome assembly.
AUGGUCUGUAUAAAACAAUUAAUGCCUAAAACUCUAAAGCAUUACAUAAGGUGUUUUUUUACAUUUCCAGCAUCGUUCUAUGGAGACAGUCUGGUGCACCUCCCACUUCAAACAGCCAGCAGUAACACAAGGGUCCAGCUACAGUUCAAGACAGCGCGUGCCAACACCCUACUGCUCCUAGCUGCGGGAAAUACAGACUACCUCGUUGUUGAGCUAAAACAAAGUAUCGUACAAGUCCGUGUAGAACUUGGCUCUGGAGAGGCCAUUAUGACAUCACCUCCUGGUUUAAAACUUAAUGAUUUACGUUGGCAUUUUGUGGAAAUACAAGUUGAUAGUGGUAUUGCAGCACUUGUUGUUGAUAGAAUUUUCCGGAAUGCAGUUCGAACUCCAGGACGUUUGCGUGAGUUGAAUAUUCAGCAGGGACUAUUUCUUGGAGGUUUGGGGACAUUUAGUGAUACAUUCCUCGGAAAUUUCCCAAGUUUUCGAGGUUGUUUACGAUAUGUGCUAUAUAAUGCAAAGGAUGUAUUCUAUGAAGCAACCAAAGUUGGACACCCUUUAAAUACAUAUGGCGUCACAUGGGAUUGUGCUCCAGAAUUUUCUGCAACUUCUGGACAACCAAUCAGUUUCAUGGAUGCAUCAUCAUACAUAGCAUUUAACAACUUCAAUGUUAAAACCCAAGGAACUUUAACAUUUGAUAUUAAAACUCGAAGUGAAGUUGGUGUGGUUGUGUAUAACUCAGGUAGACAAACAAAGCAAGAUUUUCUAGCAUUAGAAAUCAUCAAUGGGAAACUUCAGCUAAGUAUGAACAAAGGGACUAGGCUAUCAACUAUUGAAUCCAUGAAAAUAAUCAAUGAUGCAAAAUGGCACUCUGUUGCUAUAACAAUAACCCCUGAUGCAGCCAAACUCACAAUAGAUGGUGUUAUCCAAAUUCAGGAUACAGACGUUGAUGAAAUGUUGGAACUGAUGGGACAGUUAUACAUCGGAGGGGUGGGGUUAAAAUCUCGGGUUCAUGCUCGUAAGAAAGGCUUAAUCUCCCUCAACCAGUCAGGCAUAGGAGCAGGCUCAAUGGAAGGCUGCAUCAAAAAUGUUAUUAUGAAUAACCGUGUGAUCGGAUUCAGAGAGGCUCAGAUCUCCCAUCAUGUCCAGCCUAACUGCAAGUGGGAGUACCCCUGUGUGAAAAACCCAUGUGGGGGUGGGGAGAACAUUCAGUGUGUGGAGGAGGGCAAGGUCGGGUAUAGUUGCAUUACAAUGCCCCCUGUUGACCCUUUUUCUAGUUCUGAGUCACCUUCUAAUCCCAAACGUAUAGAGUUUCUGGAGAUUCACCCUUUGACACUGAAGGAAGGGGAACAUGGUGCUAUAACUUCCAGUAAUAUUGAUGUGACGCUUGAUCUUGAAAGAUAUCGACUGAGGAAAUCAGCUGUUAUCUUCAGCAUUGUGAAUUUACCAAAAUUCGGAACAAUAAAUGUGGACAUCAGUCAACGGCCUAGCAACCUGAUGUUUACCCUAUUGGAUCUUAACAACCAGAAGGUCUCAUAUGAACAUGAUGGCUCAGAGAAUGCCCUUGAUAGUAUUGACUUUGAAGUUGAGAUUUAUGACCAAAAUGAAGUUCUCCCAGCUUCCCUAAAACACAAGUACAGGUUUACAUUAAUGGUGAAAAUCUCCACCAUAAAUGACCCCCCAGAUAUCUACCUGUUGCCCAAUAAUACUUUAACAAUGGUCCAAGACACUAAAGCUGUAAUCACCAAUAAGACCCUUCAUGCUACUGACCCCGAUACAGAACCAAGUAAUCUCUUAUUCACAGUCAUCUAUGUCGAUUCAACAACUGGGGGACACUUUGAGAAACAAGGGGCGGUAGGGACGUUGACGCAAUUCACCCAAGAUGACAUAAACAGAGGGAGAAUCUCAUUUGUUCAUACUGCGGGGAUUAUGCAAUAUGUAGAAAUUUAUGUCAGCGAUGGUACAGCUGAAAGUGAGACUGUUCGAUUAAAAAUCAUGACUGAGAAUUUAUCAUUAAAUGUUGUCCGCAACACAGGAUUGAUUCUUGCACAGGGUACAUCAGCUCCAAUAUAUCGUGAAAAUUUAACGGCUCUGACUAGUUCUCCAAUUAAAGAUGCGGAAAUUCGCUAUCAUUUGACAAGUCUUCCUCAGUAUGGUGUUGUUCAGAGGUUACGUUACACAGACAACAGGUGGAUGAGAGUUGAGACAUUCUCACAAAGACAUAUAGACAGACAUCGCAUAAGGUAUUUGAACAGUGAUCCUUCCCGUACACAAAGAGACAUCUUCAGUUUUACUGUCAAAUGUAUGGAGGCUGAAACCUCUGAACAAGACUUUGUUAUACGCUUCGUUGAAGUGAAUCUAAUGAUAAUACGUAAUAAUCCACUGCAACUUGAUGGUGUCCAAGAAGGAAGAAUCAAUAGAUCACAUAUGCUAGUACAGACCAGUCUCUCAAGCCAGCGUCCUAGGGAUAUACAAUACAACAUGGUGGAGCUGCCCAAACAAGGUCAUAUAUACAAACUCCCAAAUGUGACAGCUGUUGUAUCCCAAGGAAGGAGGCUUGCUGUGGAUGAAAAUUUCUCCCAAGAGGACAUCAAUUUGGGACUGAUACUUUACAGAUUAUCCAGAGUAGAUUUUCAUCCAAUACAAGACAGCUUUAACGUUCGACUCCUUGCCCCUGGAGCCAACCCCAAAUCCCACACAUUUAGAAUCUUGUAUUACCCAGAGGAUACUGAUACUAUACUCACUAAUAAUGGACUGUAUGAGGUACCAGAAGGGGGAAGCAAACCAAUCACACCAGAGAUGCUGUACAUGGAGAAGGUUGGCACUACAGGUUAUUCAUUCAUUGUGACGUCACCAACCAAGCAUGGAAUAUUACAAUUCAGAGGUCACGACCAGAUAAUAUUAGAGAAUAACAUUACUGAAUUCACUGAUGAUGACAUACGAAUAAGUAAAUUGUACUACAAACAUGACGAUUCAGAAAGUGCAACUGACUCGUUUAGUUUCACAGCGGCUCCCAUGAACUACCCCACUCCAAUGCCAUUAGAGAUGGACAUCAUUGAAACAUCCGGGACAUUUGAUAUCACUAUCAUGCUUCGUAAUGACAACCCUCCAAUCAGACUCGUGGAUAAGGUGUUUAAUGUGGUGAGUGGGCUAGGCAGGGUGAUCACAGUGAAUGAUCUGUCUUAUUACGACCCAGAUACGAACUACAACAGUCAAGAUCUACAGUAUACUAGGCGUGGUAUGUCCAACGGUGAGAUUGUCGAUGCUAGAGAUCCAACAACAAAUGUCUACCAAUUCACACAGAAGGAUAUAGAAGAUGGAAACAUCAUGUUUAAACACCAAGGCUCUAGCUAUGGUAGGGCAGUGAUAAUGAUUACGGAUGGACAGUACUACUCGACUGGAUUGUUUGAAAUCCAAGCUUCUGCGCCAUACAUCAGAGUUGCAAACAACACUGGGUUGUUUGUCCAGAAAGGUAACAUUGUCUCUAUAACACCUGCUAAUAUCAGCAUCGAGACUAACAUCGACUGCGACUACUCAGACAUCCAGUUUACCAUCUCCAGGCAGCCACAACAAGGAAAGGUGCUAAAGAAUAACAAAAACAGGAGAGUGUUCACAAUGAAGGAUAUCAUGGAAGGCAAUGUAGUUUACCAGCACAAUAACAACACUGACCUCCAUGAUGCAUUUGAAUAUGUUGUCAGUAUUGGAGAUACAGAGGCCGAAGGUAGAGUGGCUAUUAGUAUCUACCUAGCCAGUCAUCAGCAUCCCCCAAGGGUUGUACACAAUAAGGUCCUUGUGUUAAAUGAGGGUGAGUCUACUAUUAUAACCAAAGAGACACUUCUCAUAGCCCACCCUGAUUCAGACCCUGGCAGUAUUGAGUACAUUAUAACUGAUCCCCCAAAGUAUGGGAGAGUGAAGAUGAUGGUUCGAGAACUUACAGAACAAGUCACUAGCUUCACACAGCAUGAUAUCAACACUGGCCAGAUUCUUUAUUUCCAUACCAACCGUGGUCAGUUCAGUGACCAGUUUAAGUUUACUUUGACUAAUGGUGCCCAUGAGUUAAAAAACAUUGACUUUUAUAUUGACAUUGUUCCUACUGUGAUCCCACUGCAAGUAUCAAAUAUCACCACACAGGAAGGUGGAGGGAAAGCACUAACGAGUGACUUUCUCCGCAUCACAAACACUCACCUACAGAAUGACAUCAUUGAUUACAUCAUUGUCAGGCAGCCAAUCAAUGGUUGGAUCGAGGCGACGAGAAUGCCUGGUCACCGCCUCAGACAAUUCUCAUCCACGGAUGUCCGUCAUGAAUUCAUAUAUUACAUACAUAAUGGAAAUGAGACAUUUACUGAUGAGUUCUCCAUCAUGGCUAAAUCGCGUACAUCAGCAAAACAGAGUCUGCCGCAUGCUGUGUAUGUAACAGUGAAUCCUGUGAAUGACCAGCCACCCAGCAUUGUGAAACAUAGCAACAUGAGAGUCUGGGUUGGUUCAGUUACAGUUGUCACAAACAGAUACCUCAGGGCCAAGGAUCCAGAUUCCAGUCCAUCCGAGCUCCUCUUCACAGUGUCAAACCCAAUCAGUGGCCACAUAGCCUUCGCCAACUCUAGUGACACACCAAUCACAUUGUUUUCUCAGGAAGAUAUAGACAAUAGCCAUGUUGUCUUUGUACAUACUGGUGAUUUACAAGGGAGUUUCACAGUACAGGUGUCUGAUGGUCUCCACAGUGCAGUACCAGUAGUGAUCACAGUCAGGGCCCGGGCGUUGGUCCUGAGCCUAGCGAACAACCCUAUGGAGGUAUACCCCCACACCACACAGCCAAUCACAAUGGCACAUCUCACUGCUUCCACUGGCGACUCCGAUCACAUACAUCCCAUAAUUUACACUGUCUUAGCCUCUACAAGGUAUGGCAAGAUCGUUAGGGUAACUGAGAAUGAUGAUACAGAGGUGACCACAUUCACACAAGCAGACGUUAAUCGCAGAGAAAUAGCAUACAAACAUUUAGACUCUAGCGCCACCUGGGUGCAGCGAGAUUCAUUUAUGUUUGAUGUAACUACCAUGUACGCACCAUCUCUCAGACAACAACUUUUCAAUAUCAAAAUAUCCCUGGAUAAUAUCAACAAUGAAAACAUGAGGACCUUAAUCCAUGUUUCCGACUUGAAUGUUAACGAAGGUGGUGAAGUCACUAUGUCUCGUUAUAACCUGGAUAUAUCCCUGCUUGAGGAUAAAUUGACACAAAGUGGUCUUAGUAAUGUUCGUCUAAUGCUGACUAUGUUGCCAUUACACGGUAAUUUGUAUGUGAAUAAUAUUGCGGCCACAACUGGUGUCUCUUUUACACAGCGUGAUAUAAACAAAGGAUAUGUUUCCUAUCGCCAUGACAACUCUGAGACAUUAUGGGAUACAUUUGGAUUUUCUAUACUGUAUGAUCGCCCUGGGAUAACAAGAGAUUUAGAUCCAAGCCCCAGUAGUGGGCAACUGUAUAACACAUAUAAUAUCACUAUCCUCCCAGUUAAUGACAAACCAUUUCAAUUGAUAACCUACGAGCCAACUCUCUACGUCAUCCAAGGAUUAAACGCUACCAUCACAACUGAUAUCCUAGAGACAGUUGACUUAGAUACGCCACCUAUAAGCCUGAUUUAUACAAUCACUAAUGAGCCAAACCAUGGGUAUGUAACAGUACAACCAGCCCCUGCUCCUGUUAAUGCAUUCACCCAGCAUGACAUUGAUGCUAAUUCAGUUAUAUUCAUACAUGAUGGAAGUCAUAAUAAAGAAGAUGAAUUUUCUUUUCGUGUCACGGAUGGCGAGCAUGAGGCCACGUACCAUCAACUGUAUAUUGAGGUUGAAUCUCUGACAUUAGAUUUAUACAAUCAUUCUGAUGUCACAAUACUUCAAGGUCAAUCCUCUAUCUAUAUCAACUACACCCAUCUGGGGGCUAGAUCUAAUGGGGAUUUUGACAGCAUUGUUUAUGAAAUCACAAAGACACCAGAUUACGGCCAACUGUUCGUCGCAGAUCAGACUGUCAAUGAGUUCACCCAGGCAGAUAUCAAUAACAAUGAUGUGUUGUAUAUUCAAACGGACAUGACACGAUCUCUUGACACCAUGAGGUUUAUUGUACAGAAUGGAGGGGUUGAGCUCCCUGAGAAACUGUUGAGGUUUAGGGUCGUGCCCUACACAACUCAGAAACCAUUUGUUGUAUUGGCUGGGAUGACAUUUAGUAUUACAACUGAUGUACUUGACGCAAGUGAGCUUGCUGAUAUAUCCGCCAGUAAUCCGCUUUACCAGAUAUCCACCCCGCCGAAAUAUGGUACACUCUUUAAAACCGUCAGAUAUGGACGUAAAAGUAAGAAAAAGAAGAACCGAUCUAAACGGGAUAGCAUUAGUGAAUUUUCCCAUGAAGAUGUUGUAAAUAGAAACAUACAUUAUGAAACAAGUGACGUUUAUCUAGAUGGCCCUGUUGAGGAAAAUUUUGAUUUUAUCCUUAGUGCCAAAAAUGUUCAACCAGCAGCUGGAAGUGUCAUAUUUACUCUACAGCCAGUACGUGACUUUACCACUGAGGUAAUGAAGAACAUUGCUUUUGAUGUAACAGAUAGCUCCACUACAUCUAGCUCUGUAGUUACGGAGCUGGUCCCUGUCAGCCCACAAAAAACGGAAAACGAAAUAAGUCAAUAUAUUUUACUCAUAGGUAUACUAGCAGCUGGAUUUUUUCUCAUAAUACUUAUCAUUAUUAUACUCAUAUGCUGUAGGCGAAAAAAGAAAAAACGGCAUAUUAAAAAACAGGAACUGGAAUCUCAAGAAAGGGUUACAAAAAUCCCCUUGGGGGCCCCUCCUCCUGUUAUUCCAGUACCCCAUAAACAUAAACAUUCUCGUGGUAAAAAAGGCCACCAUAUAAAGGGGGAUAAAGACAAUGUUAUAGUUGAAGACAAUAAAGGAGUCCCCAUUAUAAGUCUCACAUCAUUUCCAACAGGUGCUGAGGCUAAACCCUCAGGGGCACACUCUCACCCCUCAGGGGGACACUCUCAUCCCCCAGGGGCACACUCCCAUCCCCCUGGGCCACACUCCCACCCCUCAGGGGCAAACUCCCAUCACCCAGGGGCAUACUCCAAACCCCCAGGAGCACACUCCUUCCCACCAGAGCUCCACGAGGAAGGCUCAAGAACACUCCCAAAUAGGACACCACCUAAUAAAGCUCCAGCUACAGUAAAAUCAAUACUCAAAUCAAACAGUGUUUCCCGGAUCUCCAACCCCCAACCUGCCAACUUGCCAGGUACACCACCCACAACACCAAAGACUCCCAGGAGUGCACACUUUGGUAGAAAAGACAUAGUACACGCUAUUCCACCAGAUGAUAUCACUCCCCUCAUGGCUGAAGGUUUACAAGGUGUACCUCCACCUAUAGGCAACAUGGAAAACUAUUCUAAAGAUGAUCAAAGUCUUGAUUGGAUAUCAUUUGAUCCCGAAUUGUUACGUCAUGCACACAAUAAUGCUCCUGGUAGAGGAAACACCCGAUACCUUGAUGUUUGACAUGUGAUAUAAACUAUAUACUUUUGUUUUUUUGCAGAUUUUUAUAAUGUCAACACCAAGAAGUGGCCACAUAUUGUUUGAGCCAUUAUCUUUUAUGACCAGCAUUCAGCGUUUACUUUGUGUUAUAAGAUAUAAAACAUAUACUUUUGUUUUGAGAUUUUCAUAAUGUCAACGCCAAAAGUGUUGACAUUUUUUAUAGCCAUCAUUUUUUGUGACCAACAUUUAG